Amborella trichopoda is the source of this 1660-nucleotide messenger RNA. Lineage: Eukaryota; Viridiplantae; Streptophyta; Magnoliopsida; Amborellales; Amborellaceae. The record is from RefSeq and is a predicted model, not a curated record.
UGCAGCCUGAAUCCCACCUACCGAGGAAGAACUAAGGCCUCAGGCUGAAAAAAAAAAGAAAAAGAAAGAAAGAAAGAAAGAAAGGUGAAUAACUACAGGAAGGAAAGAAGAAAGGAGGAGGAGACAAUGUGUAAGGUGGUCCCCCUCCCCCGAAACGCCCAUGAGGGUGCUUAAGCAAGGAGAAAACGUCAUUGCCUGAGUAAAGGAAAAUGAGGAAGUGUAGACCAGCUCUUGCCCUGAUCAUAUUUCAAAGCUGUUUUGCUGUGAUGGUUAUCCUCACCAAAGUAGCAUUUCGGCGAGGGAUGAGCCCUACAAUCUUUGUUACCUAUAGGCAGUUAAUCGCCACCGUCGCUAUUGCACCUUUUGCUUAUUUCCUAGAAAGGAAGACCAGACCUCCCCUGUGCCUGAAAACAGUGGCCCACAUCUUCGUAAUUGGACUACUGGCGGUUCCUCUUCUCCAAAUAUCAUAUUUUUAUGGGGUUUCUUACACUUCAUCGACUUUUGCAGUCGCAAUAUUGAAUCUCCUACCGGCUAUUACUUUUGUAUUGGCCAUUAUCCUAAGAAGGGAGAAAGUGAAUGUAAGGAAUGCGAGGGGACAAGCAAAGAUUGUGGGUACCAUAACUUCUGUUGGAGGUGCCACGAUCAUGACAUUGAUUAAAGGUCCUACACUGGGGUUCCUUGACUUUCUUAAGAAACCCACACCUCUUUCCCGUCUCUUGGAUACCACUCCAGGCAAUACUCCAAAAGACAAUUGGACCUUGGGUCCAAUUUUAAUAAUUGUGGCUGUCAUUGCAUAUGGUGCAUGGUUGCUUUAUCAGUCUUGGGCUUUUAAGGAUUACCCGGCUCAAGCAUCCCUCACGGCGAUGAUGUUAGGGAUGGGUGCCCUUCAGUCUGCUAUACUGGCACUUAUCAUCAACAAGUCCAUUGCGUGGACAGCGAAUUCGAACUUCGAGUUAUUCACUUAUGCUUAUAGUGGUGUUUUUGGCUCAGCUUUAUCAUUCUUUUUACAAAGUUGGUCCCUCAAAGAAAAAGGCCCUCUUUAUACGGCUGCAUUCUCUCCUUCGAGCACAGUAUUAGUGGCUAUUCUUGAACCCAUAGCUCUUCACGUGGAUGUUCACAUUGGAAGCGUCGUAGGCAUGGUUGUGGUAUUUUCUGGGCUUUACAUUGUGCUUUGGGGUAGAGCCAAGGAUGGCAAUGAAAAGCAAAAGAUCUUGCCGACUCAAAUUGGAGAUAAAUGUUCUCAAAAUAUGGAAGAAACUGAGGGGGAAAUGAAUGUAGUUGAGAUGAAUGAAGUGGAUAAAAUUGGAAAUAAAUGCAACAUUGGGAUUGCAGGACCCACCACUCUGCAAGUGCAACAACAGUAGAACUGAGAUUAUACAGGAGAGAAUAAAAUAUCUAAAAAGAAAAACAGCAGUUUGCAUCAUAGGGUGGUCCGUCACCUGACGUGUAGGCCAUGAGGAGCAACACAUUUGAGCCUUUAUUACUUGUUCAUUCAUUUAUGGGAAAAUCAUCAAAAUACCCAUGUAAGAUGAAUUAUUUAACAUUUCGAAAUGCCCAUAAAAAGGCACAUGAUUAUAAAUUGGAAUAGUACCAAAAAGUGUAAAAUACUCAAUAAUACAUCUCUCAUGAGUAUUUUAUUCAAUUUCCCUUCAUUUAUUAA